Messenger RNA from Manduca sexta (tobacco hornworm), 7620 nucleotides. It is a transcript of the gene Dd, whose product is annotated as CTD nuclear envelope phosphatase 1 homolog. NCBI's taxonomy places the organism in Eukaryota, Metazoa, Arthropoda, Insecta, Lepidoptera, Sphingidae. Gene Ontology annotation, molecular function: protein serine/threonine phosphatase activity. The coding region runs from base 180 to 911 and encodes 243 amino acids. The record is from RefSeq and is a predicted model, not a curated record. The transcript is spliced from 7 exons.
ACGUCUGUUUUGUUUAUGGCACGCGAACUGGGUCGAUUAUGUCAUGGCGGUUUAGAUGUUUUCGGCUGUUGAUUUUAUUGAAUUUGUUUUGAAUUACGCCGUCAAUGAUCGCGUUUGGACCGCUGCCGUUGAACACUAAACGUAUUUGUGUAUUAGUGAACAUAUUUUAAACUAUUCAAAUGCUGAAAAGGUUGCAAAUGGGCCUUCGCGCGUUCAUGCUGAUCGCAUCAAAAGUAUGGAGUUGUUUUUGUUAUAUGUUUAAGAAGCAAUAUCGAGCGUUGGCACAAUACCAAUCCGUGAAGUAUGAAAUAUAUCCACUUUCGCCGGUAUCUCGACACAGGCUGAGUCUAGUGCGAAGGAAAAUGCUAGUGCUAGACUUGGACGAGACGCUGAUCCACUCGCACCACGACGCGAUGCUGCGGCCGACGGUGAAGCCCGGCACGCCGCCUGACUUCGUGCUCAAGGUCACCAUAGACAAGCAUCCUGUGCGUUUCUUCGUUCACAAGAGGCCGCAUGUCGAUUAUUUUUUGGAUAUAGUGUCACAGUGGUACGAGCUGGUGGUGUUCACGGCGUCGAUGGAGAUAUACGGCGCGGCGGUCGCCGACAAGCUGGACAACGGGCGGGGCAUACUGCGCAGGAGGUUUUACAGACAACACUGCACAGCGGAGCACGGCUCGUACACAAAAAACUUGUCGUCGAUAUGCGACGACCUCAACAGAGUGUUUAUUCUGGACAAUUCGCCCGGAGCGUACCGGGAUUUUCCAGACAACGCGAUCCCGAUCAAGUCGUGGUUCAGCGACCCGCUGGACGUGGCGCUGCUGAGCCUGCUGCCGGUGCUGGACGCGCUGCGCUUCACGCACGACGUGCGCUCCGUGCUGUCGCGCAACCUGCACCUGCACCGCCUGUGGUAGCUGCUAUAAAUACCGGCUUUUGUACAAAUGAAGGACGCGCCGCGGGUCGCCUCAACCUAUUUAUUAUUUUCCACUCGUUACGCCCCGAGGGGCUCCCAUUCAAACUUAGUUUGUAAUAAUAGUUGAAUAAUUUGUUUUUUUUUAUAAGUUUUGUUUAAUGUAAACAAGUGAUUAUCACGAUAUACAUAUAACGUGUAUAUAGAGUUACCUACGUAUGUAGGGAGGCGUUUUUGAAACGUCGUUUCUGUGCGUGAGUCAUGGAAGGUGGAGGCCUCACUGCAAGAGAUUACUGAGUAGUUUAGUACGUCUAGUCGUCCCGCCGUUCGUGGCUGUCGCAGAAGAGAACAGCCCGCCCCGGAAUAGGGUUCAUAGUUCUGCCGAAUGACACGUCACAAUGUAGAACCAUGACAAACAAACAGCCCGAGUGUAUGGCAUGUUGAUGUGUGCGCCGGCGUUGUAGCGAAAUUGAGUGUGUUAUUUGGCGAAUAUAUAUUUUUUUCUCCCUUUUUAUUACAUUGUAAAGAAGUAUUCGUUUUUGUAUGUGCAAGGAAAAUGUUACAUUUGGAUCAUAUACAUGUUUUGUUGUACUUUUUUAUCAGUGCAAGUAGCAACCUCCAAAUGAGAAUGAUAAGAAUCAUGCUACAAAAAUCCAGACUUCCGAAUUAGUGUUUUGUACAUUUCUACAGUACCAGCCGACAGUGAGGCCACAACCUUUCUCAAUAUUAUCAGGAAUAUUGUCAGGAGCCGAGUGAAACCGACACUUCAUGAAAAUUCAUGUUGACAAACAUUUUAAUUGCGCUGUCUUAUGAAAAGGCUGCCUUCAAAACAAUAGGACUAAUUUUGAUGACUACGAUGAGCAGGAUUCGUGAAUAUACUAAAAUUUAAUACCCUUUUUGUUGUGGGUCAGAUUUGACCCCUAGCAAGUUUUAGAUGAAAAUUAAUUUACAAUGGCCCAAGGCCUUUACACUUCACUCAGUUUGAAAUUUUAAACUAAUUUAUUCCAAUUUCGAAGUUCCAUAUUUUUUUUGUGACGAUUUUUAAAUCUCGAUUUCAGGGCAGCUGAACGUUAUGGAAAUGUCAAUAAUUCACCUAUACAUGAAUGUUAAAUCACGCGCGUAGAAAUAUACUAAAUAGAAAAAAUAUAUAUUGAUAAAUAAAACAAAAUAAUACAUUGUUCAAUAAUAUUUUGUUGGAACACUUAUAAGUAUAAUUUAAAAAUCACUACUUCAGUCAAUAUUUUGUUCGUUUUGAAAAUCCCGGAUCAACAUGAAUUAGUUUACUUUUAAUCAUGGAUUGAAAUAUAACAUUAUUAGGCAUCUGCAAAGGCAGAAGUGAUUUAGCUACAAUAAAAAACCUUCAAGAUGUAAAAUAAACUAUAUUUUAAAUGCCAUAAAUGACAUUUUAAAUUAUACUUACAAUAUGAUUGUUUUUUCGAAGUAACGGGAUUCAUUUCACGCAAUAUAAUUACCAAAUAUGUCCCUCUCAUUUAAAAUCCACGUAAAGUUUAUUUUAUGGAUUGUAACUGUAAGUAUUAAAUAAUAAAAAACGUACUUAAAAUGUUCCUAAACAGGGCCAGUAUUUAAAUAAAAAAUAUAAAAAAUUCAACACGAAAAGAAUUUAUUAAUCUUUAUGGUGUUAAAUCGUUCAAAAUGCUUUGCAUUUUUAAAUAUUUCAAAAAUGUCGUUUAAUUUUAUAGAUCAUAAAAAGAAACGAUAAGGCAAGGUUUUAGGUAUUGAAAACAACUCUUUAUAAUCGUAACUAAUAACUAACAUAUAUCUGUGGCUUGCAUCAGUGGCGAAGGAUGAAGUUUUCUGAAAGGUAACCCGGCACAAUAUACAUAGUAUCACGUCUCUAUCCCGUAGGGGUAGGCAGAGACUAUGGAUUGCCAUUUUGCACGCGCUUCCUCCACCUUCAUCAAUCUUUUCAUGUAUUUCCGCCGGUUCUGGAUACUUCUGACCUUUACUAGCCUGUACUAAGAAUGUCAAUUAUCCAACGCAAUAUAAAGGUACUAAUAUGCAUAAAUGCGGUCUGCAAAACGCUCUGAUGAUAAUUAGCGUCUAAAGAAAUUCUGUAUAAAGGGAAGCCGGUAGGAAUCGGGCUAUAUUGACCCUUCGCCACUGGCUUGCAUACUAUUUUGGCUGACAGAUACAAUCCUGAAUAAACUGGCUGACUAACUGGAUGGCAAUAAGUUGAGAGUUACUCGGUAACUAGGAACUUAAUAAAAUACUGCUUAAAUUUAAAUGCAAUUAACCCUAUAAAGUAUGGUUUUGUUUAUCAAUUUCCAUAAUAGGAAAAAAGCGUUUCCAUGUGGGUUUGAAUAAGAGCAACGUUUUUAAAAAUGCUACAACAAAGUUUUCUAUGUAUGGCAAAAUCUUUAGUGAAGGUGAGCGAACAGCAAACAACUACUAACUGUUAGUGGCUUUGAUAAAUGAAACCAUUGCCCAGUGAAUACAUUUUUGUAAAUAUUAUUUUAAUCGGACAGUUUCUAUGUGGUUUGCCUAUUUUUGAAAACACUGAUCUCUUAGUUUUAAUUUGUGUUUAGUCGCUUUAGACGUACCAAAUCACAUUUCCCAACGGUUCCAAUUUUGUAACAAUCACACAUCAAUAGUAUACAAAAUAAUUUUUAUUUAAAAGUCGGCAAAUCACUGAGAUCGCGUCGACCACUGCGAUGGCACACGACACGCGGCGCUGAAAAUAAACGAUGGAUGGCCGGAUAUGUUACAAUUUCAUUUAAAAUGUCCAUUGUAUCAGCAAUCUUUACUAUUAUUGUCAGUAUUUGUCAGAAGCCGUAAUGACUGCCAAAUUAAUUUAUGGUAAAAUAUCACUAAUGCACAUACCUUUUAGGGACACGGGUCUGGCCUAAAUAAACUAUGUCGCGGCGUCAAACUGGCCAUUCGGGCCACGACCGAGCGUUUUAUUUAACGCCACGUCGAGGACACGUUGCGUGGACGCGCCCUUACAUUUCACACGGUGGAACUGCGGCAAUAAGCUAGAGAAUAUAACCGUCAUGUACAAAUGGUAUACAGAUACAAGUUUUGUGCAGUUUUGAUCGUAAUAAACGACAAUUUAUUUGACUAUAUGAAGAUUGAAACGAAUUAUGAGAUAAUUUUUUUUUUAUUGAAAUUGUGUAUUCAGUGGGCAAGAAUUGGGGCGCACUAUAUGACGCUCAACAUGUCUAGCAACAUAAAUAAGUCGUGGGGCACAUUGCUAUGCUAUGAUGAAUGGCCGCCAUUGUUGCCCAGUCAAUACGUAUAAUAAAUGACGUGCAGUGAAAAAUGUUUCGGGCUUAAAACCAAUUAUAAAUACAGGGAUUUAAGAAUUAAAUGCAAAGGAAUAGAGAAUGUCGUGUAUUACGAACAUGACUCCAACAUGUAGAAUUUUAUAAAGAGUUGUUACAUGAUGUGUGUCGGACUCCAUUAGUCGACAACUUAAUAUUAAACCGAACGGUCGACGACGGUACAUGGAGUGAUGGCAAAGCACAUUUAUUUGCAGCAUAAUAAAUCUUAUGCUAAUAGCAUUAAUGUCCACAUUUCAUUGAUACCGUUGUAGCGCACAUGUCAAAUGAACGUUAAGAUAUCAAAUAAUAAACGCCAUGUUUAACAAAAUAGGGUUUAAACUCGUUUGCAUCAAACACGGUUUUGCUAUCCCAUCACUGUACUGUCGCUGAGCGUUGCCGUUUAUUCCUAACGGAAUAGUAUGUAAUUAUUAGUUAUAACAAAUUGUUUAUAUAGAAAUUAAUGUUUUUUUUUAAAACCAAAUAGUUGAGAUGAUAAGUUUUUGUGUCUAGUACAAUUUAAUGAAAGAGCAAUGCAUGUACAAUACAUGGUAUGACUGAUGUAAAAAUUGUAUAAAAAAUACAUUAAAAAUGUCAUUAGAGAAUUUUGAAUACACCGCGCAUAAGUCAUAUUGUUUUCUUUGUGUUACUUCAUAUUGUCCAAGGAAAUUGGUUCCUUCUGCCUUAGAUUAACACGGUAAGAAAGGGUCUAAUAAUUUCUUCAGUCGAAGUUGGUAGGCUCACUAAUGUCGAUAUUCAAGAUGCCUCUCCACCAAAGUUAGAUUUUUAUGCCGAAACGAAUAAGUGCCAAUUCUACAACUGCGGAUAGGUCUACAUGUUGUUGAAUAAUUUUGCAUUAUCCAAAUUUGAAAUGAAAGUCACAAGUCACUAGAAUUUUCCCAGCCUGCUAUUUAGAUGCGCAUAGGCAGCUCAUGGUGUCAGUAAUUUUUUUCCAUGUAUUUAUGUACAAUAGGCGCUAUACAUUUGUGUCCAAAAUUUAUUACAUACCUAUUAAAUAUAUUAACAAUUCCCAUAUGUAAAUCACCAAUAGAAUAAAAGAAUAGGUGAGACUUAUAUUUUGCAAUCAUGUUAAUUUAUUCAUACCAUAGCUUUGGUGGACAGGCACUCUUAUCAGGGGCUCGUUCAAAGCCUUCGUAAAAAUCAGAAUCGAAUACUAUUACUUUCGAAACUUGCAAAUUACUUAUUGUUUGAUCGGCUGCAUAUAGUGAAAUUAUCGAACAGGUUCAUUAAAAUAAGACGAGUAAAACACACACAUCACGCAUUUAUCCCCGAUGCGUGCAAGCAAGGUACCCACUUUUCGCAAAGUGUGGUCCCUCCCAUGAAGUGAUAGGGGGCGAGCCUUUCGCCACAUUAGGCACAAACAGACUCCUGGUUGAUACUGAGAUAAGACGAGUAAUCAUUUGCAAUAGCCACUUACGCCAACUGAAAUCACUUACAUCCAUUAUCUUUAUACAUACCUUUCAGAUUACGCGUAGAGUAGCGAAUAGUCUGUCGGUUGGAUAUGCCAUUCCUAUAGUUUUUUUAAUUUUUUAAUUUCAUAUUGGCGUCAACGAUUGUGAAAAGACGUGUUGGCUUCGACCCCAUACCUGUUUACGAUAAUUGUAUAGAUUAAAAAAAUUAAAAAUGUCGAACUUAUUAUAUUAUUAUUAUUAACUAGGAGGCCUAGUAUUUGCGACUUAAUAAUACAAAUGAUGUAAAACUGAUUAAAAUAUUAUGUUUUGAAGUUUGGGACACAAACCUCCAUCACUUGAAUUAAUCAAAUUGGAAGACUUAACAAUAAAUAAACAACUGGUGUUAAAUACUACUGUAAUAGAUUAGCAAUACAUUCUCCAAUCAAUUCUAAUUCAAAAACAUAUUAAUGUGUCGAUCAAAAAUUCGUAAUUUGUUUCAUAUACACGUCGAAUUGUGAACAGGCUGACUUACAGUUUUCGAUAAUCGAAAGGAUAAGGUAUGUUUCUCUUAUCACGCGAUAAUACAAUAAUUCCGAAAAAAGCAACAUUUCUAUCGCUUUGCAAUCUCAAGGGCGUUAUGCUGAUUUGAUUUUGAACUUUAUCGGAAUAUUUUUUAUGCUGUUUCCUGGUUAAUUUUAACUUAUGAAUCGCGCAUAUUUGCAAAAUAUGGGCGUGAUUCGAUAAUUACGUAAGUAAUUUAUAGGGCAUUGAAUGAUUUUCUUCUAAAGAAAACAACAUGAUAGACCAUUUACACGUCGCGAAUAUUGAAACUUAAAAGCUAUUAGUGUCUUGUGAUUAGAUGAACCACAUUUAAAUUUCAAUGUAUAGCAGUGGCGAAAGGCGAAAUCUUCCGCAAGAGAACCUAACACAACAUACAGCUAUAUACAUGAACGCGGUCUGCAAGUCGUUCUAAUGAUAAUUAGAUUCUGCAUAAAAGGAAGCCGAUAGAUAUCGGGUUAUAUAGACCCUUUGCCACUGAUUUACACAAAUAAUAUUUUUUCCGAAUGUAUCAACUGAUCUACGUACAAUCGAAUAUCACAAUUUAUUGUCUUCAAUAUCGAUAAAUCUUAGCUUAUGCUAUCACUUCAAUGUUGGUCUCGUGUAUAUGGUCCGUUACUACGUACGCAUGCACUUCUUUAGAUGUCACUAAGUAAUGUAAACAAUAGAAUAACUAAAUCAUGUAAUAAUUUGUGUAAAUAUGUUCUUGUAGCAUAUCAUGGAUGUUCCGUUGAAAUCACAGGGUGAAUUUAGUGAAGUGAGAUUAAAAAUAUUUUUUCUGUUUAAUUUUGCCCUCACAGUAGAGGUCUCGGGUGUUUUGUACUUAGCUAAGUAGAUUUCAUAAUGUUUCUACAAAUUAAUCGUACAUAACAUUUGAGGCCGCAAUACGAUGUACCUAAUAUUGUAUACACAAAUCAUAGCACAAUAAUCAUAAUAUAACCAACGAGAUGUGGACAUAACUCAUUUAUUUUUUUCUAAAUUUAUUCGGAAAGUUUUUGUGAAAAUCGAAUCAAUGAAUGUAUCGAGUUCUGAAUCCAUUCGUUUAGACUUCCAUUGCCGUUUGAAUUUAUAACUAUUUUAUGAUUGAUCGAAUUGCUGGAAUUGUCAUGGUAUUGAAAUCGGCUUUAGAUUUUGUAAAUAUGCAGGGAUGAUUACAAUCAAAAAGAAGCUUGAAGUUAUUUUUAUGAUUUACCAAAAAGGAAAAAAAAAACAUUUAGACAAUAAAGGUGUGAGGGCAAACAAAUUAAUUUCAAUCGAUCGUUUCCUAAUCGUAAGGUAGUUGUAUUUUUCAAACGGUAUAUAAAAUUUGAUAAAUGUUUACUGUUAAAUAUUAAAAAAUGUUCUGUGCGCCAUAUCGGCGACUGUUUGAAACAAUAAACUGUGUAACAAUGUUGUGGUCUCAACUGGUUGUUUAAAGUGCAAAACCAAUUUGUAAUAUAGCGAUAUUAAAUCGAUUUAAAAAAUA